Messenger RNA from Oreochromis aureus, 758 nucleotides. RefSeq lists its product as uncharacterized. The coding region runs from base 11 to 691 and encodes 226 amino acids. Gene Ontology annotation, biological process: response to bacterium. NCBI's taxonomy places the organism in Eukaryota, Metazoa, Chordata, Actinopteri, Cichliformes, Cichlidae. The transcript is spliced from 6 exons. The record is from RefSeq and is a predicted model, not a curated record.
UAAACACACGAUGAGGAGCUUCGUCUUGAUAACAGCUUUGUUUUUCUGCAGCCUCAGAUGGACCUUUAUCUCUGGCUCUGAGGUUCACACUGUGACAGUCCAGCCUGGUGAAGACGUCACACUGCAGUGCUCCAACAUUUCCAGAAGUCAAACACAUACAGAGUGGUUCAGAGUGGUCAACGCGACUAAAACUAGCUGUAUCUCCUCCAUGUUUGGAUCUCAUGGCCAAGCCUCUUUCUGUAACGGAUUUCAAAAUGGAAAAUUUAAUAUGAGUUCCAAUGUCACUUCUGUCUUUCUUAAAAUCACAGAAGUGAGUUUAUCUGAUGUUGGGCUGUAUUUCUGUGGAUUUUACGUGGAUGUGCAUAUUAUUAUUUCCAAUGCAGUAGAGUUAAGAUUUGAAGGUGGUGAAACGAAUGAUGAAGAUUUUAAGACUGAAAAGUCUGAUAGAAUGAUACACCUGAUGAACAUCAUCCCAGGUGGUCUGACUGGUUUACUCAUUAUACUGGUCAUCAUUCUGGUUUUAAAAAUCAGAACACCUCAAACAGAUCCCCAACCAGGAAACAUCAAGAAUAAGAGCUCAGAUGACCUGAACUACGCAGCUAUGAGUUUCCAGACAAAACUCAAAAGAAGUCGCAGGCCUGCGACACACAGAGAGCUGGAGUCUCAUGUUGUGUAUGCUGCAACACGGUAGACAAAGAGGUGGAGCUCAUGCUUUAUGAUACUAACCCACUGAUGUAGUUUUGUGUAUGUGUUGUGGA